This is a messenger RNA of Humulus lupulus (European hop), 1865 nucleotides long. RefSeq names its product rab GTPase-activating protein 22. The coding region runs from base 305 to 1615 and encodes 436 amino acids. Lineage: Eukaryota; Viridiplantae; Streptophyta; Magnoliopsida; Rosales; Cannabaceae. The transcript has 12 exons. The record is from RefSeq and is a predicted model, not a curated record. Gene Ontology annotation, biological process: activation of GTPase activity. Gene Ontology annotation, molecular function: GTPase activator activity.
GUUAUUGUCAAAACUAAGGGUCUUUGCCCGUGUUAGCCAAGCCAAUCCAAAAAAAAAGCCCGUGGAAAAAGGAAUAGGACAAAAGACUGUCAAAUCAAAUAACGGCUAAGAAUACAUAUAUCAUCAUCAUCAUAAUCAUUAUUGUCUCUUCUCUUCUCUUCUCCUUCCCCUCUGUAAUUUUUUAUUUUUUCAAACAUUGACUGAAAAACCUAUAUGGGAUUAUAGCAUUUUCUUCCAAUCUAUUAUAUUUGAAUCGUUCCACAAAGGAAAGGCAAAGAGGAAACGAAAGAGAUUUCUUUUUUGGAUGAUUGGGUGUCAGAAUAUGGCAUCACUUUUUAUGAGGAAAGCAUCAACUGCCGAGUUAGAGAUUUUUUAUCCAAUUAGAACAGAAUGCCAAGAAGAUGUACCCAAGACCCGUUUUAAGCUCAGGGCAGGGAAAACUCUGAGCGCAAGAAGAUGGCAUGCUGCUUUCUCUGAAGAUGGUCAUCUGGAUAUAGCCAAAGUGCUUAGACGGAUCCAAAGAGGGGGUGUUCAUCCUUCGAUUAAAGGAGCAGUAUGGGAAUUCUUGCUAGGUUGCUAUGAUCCAAACAGCACCUACGAAGAGCGAAAUAUCCUCAGGCAGCGCCGGAGGGAGCAGUAUGGCUCAUGGAAAGCUGAAUGUCAAAAGAUGGUUCCAGUUAUCGGUAGUGGAAAGUAUAUCACCGCAGCCAUCAUUACUGAUGAUGGCCGACCAAUGGAAGAUUCAACAAUUGAUAACAUGGUGGAUAGUGAGGUUAUGUCUACGUCUUCUAUUAUUUCAGACAAAAAAGUGAUUCAGUGGAAGCUUUUAUUGCAUCAAAUAGGAUUGGAUGUGGCUCGCACAGAUCGAGCACUUGUCUUUUAUGAGAAUGAAGAUAAUCAAGCCAAACUCUGGGAUAUUCUAUCUGUUUAUGCUUGGCUGGACAAUGAUAUUGGUUAUGUUCAAGGAAUGAAUGAUAUAUGCUCGCCAAUGGUAAUUCUUCUUGAUGAUGAAGCAGAUGCAUUUUGGUGUUUUGAACGAGCAAUGCGAAGGCUGAGGGAAAAUUUUAGGUGCAGCUCAAGUUCCAUUGGUGUGCAAGCUCAGUUGUGUACACUGUCCCAAAUAAUCAAAGCUGUAGAUCCUAAGCUUCAUCAACACCUUGAGGAUCUGGAUGGUGGGGAGUACUUAUUCGCAUUUCGCAUGCUGAUGGUUCUUUUCAGGAGAGAGUUUUCCUUUGUGGAUGCAUUGUAUCUUUGGGAGCUAAUGUGGGCCAUGGAAUACAACCCAAACAUCUUCUCGUUACAUGAGAGUGCGAUUGCUGGGUCGGAUUUCAGGACUGCAGCAACCGAAGUAGACGAUAAAGUGCUAAAGCAAUGUGGCAAAUUUGAGAGGAAAAACGUUCAGACUAAAAGUUCAGACCCACAUAGUGUCCUUGCUGUUUUUUUGGUUGCAAGUGUUCUUGAGACUAAAAACAAGAAGCUUUUAAAGGAGGCAAAGGGUUUGGAUGAUGUUGUUCAGAUCUUAGGUGACAUUACUGGAAAUCUUGACGCGAAAAAAGCAUGCAACGAGGCACUGAAGAUUCAUAAGAAGUAUCUGAGAAAGACUCAGAAGACAUAGUUAUCUAAAGAUAUCAAUCUAUUUUCCAAACUUUUGCACCCAAAUGGUUGGUGAAUUCAUCUGUGGUUGCUUCAAUACUGAAAGUAACUAUUUCUCUCUUUGCUGGAUUUUGUAUUAAAAAAAAAACAGAAAAAAAGAAAGAAAAACAAUCCAUCUUGAUCUGUUAUCUGUCAAAUAAAUUAUUGAUUUGGUCCUUUGAUUUGUAUAGAUAAUCUUAAUUAAGAUUAAUUUGCAGCAUUAUUUUGAUUGA